Molecule: messenger RNA, 1009 nt
Organism: Silurus meridionalis
Lineage: Eukaryota; Metazoa; Chordata; Actinopteri; Siluriformes; Siluridae
Gene: eif4e2rs1
Product: eukaryotic translation initiation factor 4E family member 2 related sequence 1
Exons: 7
Coding region: 203-871 (222 amino acids)
Biological process (GO): translational initiation
Cellular component (GO): eukaryotic translation initiation factor 4F complex; cytoplasm
Molecular function (GO): RNA 7-methylguanosine cap binding; translation initiation factor activity
Source: RefSeq, a predicted model, not a curated record
CGCGUGGUGGAGGGACCGCGCAUGCGCACUGAUUCGUGCAGUACAUGGCGUCGUUAGCUGAUUAGCAUGUUGUUGUUUCUCUUUUAUAAAACAUGUGUCCAGAACUGAACGAGUUCCUGCUUUAAACCCGGCCGAGGACAACAAUCCCAAGUGAUCUUUUCUUACAUUUGAUGACGGGGAGUGGAAGAGAAACCGAGACAGAAUGAAUCAGUUAGAGAAUGUGAAAGAGGAGGACGUGAAGGAGAAGAGGAACAUCAACGACUCAGAAUCCGCGAAUAAUAACAACAAUAACCCGAGAAAGACAGUAUCCCCGGCUCCAGGUGAACAUCCUCUGCAGUAUAACUACACGUUCUGGUACUCGCGCCGGACCCCCAGCCGACCUGCAAACACACAAAGCUACGAACAGAACAUCAGACAGAUGGGCACCGUCGCCUCGGUGGAACAGUUCUGGAGGUUCUACAGUCAUUUGGCUCGUCCUGGAGAUCUGACGAGUCACAGCGACUUCCACUUAUUUAAAGAGGGAAUUAAACCCAUGUGGGAGGACGAAGCCAAUAAGAACGGGGGGAAGUGGAUCAUCCGCCUGCGUAAAGGUUUGGCCUCGAGGUUCUGGGAGAACAUUAUCCUGGCGAUGUUGGGAGAGCAGUUCAUGGUGGGAGAGGAGGUGUGUGGUGUCGUCGUCUCCAUACGCUUUCAGGAGGACAUCUUGUCCAUUUGGAAUAAAACAGCCAGUGAUCAGGUGACGACGUCACGCAUCAGAGACACACUACGGCGGGUCCUGAACCUUCCACCUAACACCAUCAUGGAGUACAAAACACACAAUGAUAGCCUCAAGGAUAACUCCAGCUUUCGCAACACAAAGAUCGCAGUGUGAUGACUGACCACACACACACACACACACACACACACACACACCAUCAGGAAGAAGCUCCGCCCCCUCCAGGACAUUCCAUUUUUGUGGAAAAAUGUUUUUUCCUUUAAAUGUACAAUAUAAUAAAUGUCUUUACUUACA